Molecule: messenger RNA, 2815 nt
Organism: Danio rerio (zebrafish)
Lineage: Eukaryota; Metazoa; Chordata; Actinopteri; Cypriniformes; Danionidae
Source: RefSeq, a predicted model, not a curated record
GAAGAGACAAAUAAACAAAUAUUUCCCACUAUUAUUUGACUUUACAUUUCUUCUUCUCGUUUGUCUCCCGCUUUUCCUCGCGAUAAGACCGCGGUCUGUGACGUCAUCAGCGAUAUCCAACAUGGACGUGCGGAUAAACAGCGGCGUUUCUGCUCGAGCAGAGAGAAAAGAGCAAGAAAAGGCCAAAAUAAUCCAGCGAGAGAAACAACGGCAGACUAUGAAGACGAUCUCGAAGAUCCUCCAGAAGUGUGAGUCUGAGUGGACAGAGGAGGAGCGGUCGAUGCUGCAGGCACAUCAGGACACCGUGCAGGAGCUGAGCCGACGACAGAACCGCAGACACCUGCUCAAGAGGAAACAAGAGGAGGUGUUUGAUGAUGCUGAGAACUUGAAGACUAAAGUGAAGCAGCUGGCAGAGGCAGUCCAGCGGGCCAAACAUCUGGUCAUUUACACCGGAGCAGGAAUCAGUACGGCCGCCUCCAUCCCAGACUAUCGAGGGCCCAAUGGAGUGUGGACUCAGCUGCAGAAGGGCCGGUCUGUGAGUACAUCCGAUCUGAGUCAGGCUGAGCCGACCCUCACACACAUGAGCAUCUGGAUGCUGCACAAAAUGAAGAUGGUUCAGCAUGUGGUCUCACAGAACUGUGACGGUCUUCAUCUGCGCAGUGGUCUUCCCAGACACGCUCUCUCUGAACUCCACGGAAACAUGUUCAUUGAGGUCUGCGAUUCCUGUUCUCCACCACGAGAGUUUAUCCGACUGUUUGACGUGACUGAGCGCACGGCUCUGCAUCGGCACGGGACGGGCCGCUCGUGUCCUCACUGUCGAGCUGAGCUCAGAGACACCAUCGUGCAUUUUGGAGAACGUGGCACUUUGGAGCAGCCGCUCAACUGGAAGGGGGCAGCAGAGGCCGCACAACGGGCUGACCUCAUCCUCUGCUUAGGCUCCAGUCUGAAGGUGUUGAAGAAGUACUCCUGCUUGUGGUGCAUGAAUAGACCUGCAAGCAAAAGACCAAAGCUGUACAUUGUCAAUCUACAGUGGACACCAAAAGAUAACUUGGCCACUCUGAAGAUUCACGGGAAGUGUGACGCUGUGAUGGCUCUGUUGAUGGAGGAGCUGGCUUUAGCAGUUCCCGUUUACAGCAGAUUGCAGGACCCCAUCUUCAGCAUGGCUAAACCCCUCAGUCCGCAAGAGCAGAAGAGUCACUCUCGUAAAGAGAUAGCGCCACCUUCUGCUUUAGAGGAGGUUUCGCAGUCAGCACCGCCACAGGGUGAAGGGCCAGCGGUUCAGGGCGGCUGGUUUGGAAGAGGUUACUCCAAAGGAAGACGGAAAAAGAAGAGUUCCUAGAGUUCAUGUUAGGUAUACGUCACCCACACAGCUGCUCAAACACACACUUUAGCUUGGUUUAGACUUGUGUUCAGGGUGCGUCACGUUUACAGGUUAAAAAAAAACCUAUUGAUAACUGGUUUUCUGAAGGGUUUUUUAAACCACUGGUAGAAGAGUAAAACCUCUGCAGUGGAAAAAUCAAAGGCUUACACUGAAAAAUAAGCUUUUCUUAUGAGUUUUUAUCUUGUUUCUUGCACAAAUAUCCAACAAUUCUGAAAUCAAGAAGAAUCUUCACGAUGAGUGAAACAUGUCGUCUUAUUUUCAGAAAUAUUUCAAUUGACUUUUCCCUUAAAACAAGGUAUAAUAUAAUAGAUUUGCAUUGAUAUAGGUUUAUCUUGCUGUUGUGCUUGUUUUCAGUGAAAUCUCACUGAACUUGAAUGUAUUAUUUCCCAAAACAAGACUCGUCUAGAACAUGCUUCUUAAUUAAGGAUUUUAAGGAGAUGUUUUGACUAAAAACAAGAUAAAAACUCAUUGUUUUUCGGUGUAGACUGGUUUACACGAUGGUUUGGUUUUGCUGAGUGCACUUUACUUCCAUUCUCAGGUUUAUUAAAUAAGCAAUAUAUGUUUUUAUGACAGCGGGUUUAUGAGAACACGCUCACAUUUGUUGCUGAUGGUAUUUAUUAGUUCAUCUAAAAAAGACGAGUGUUAUUUACUCAGCCAUAUGUGGGUUCAAACCCUGAAAAAACAAUGCAAAAUGCAUACAAACGACAGUGUAACAUUGCAAAUGUCAUUAUUUUUAUGCAGAAUAGCAUAGGUGUUAUGCUAAAUUUCAGCAACGCAUGCUGGAACAACAUAUAGAUGGAUAAAUGAGGUGUUCAUUUUUAGAUUGCACUUGAGAAUAUAAUGGUUUACAUAAAGUCAGUAUUACUGGAUUGAGUGAUUAGAAACGCUUUAUUUCAGUCCACUAUUAAAUGAUCAAUCAGAGAGUGUGUAUACAUCAAUGAAACCUUUUUAUUGACCUUCAACAAAUGGUGCUAUAACCACAAUUCACCUGCUAACUUUCAUGUGUAAGGCAUGUUAUUAGACUUUACAGUAAGGUUGUAUUAGUUAAUGCAUUUACUAAAACAGUAAACAAUGCACAACACACAGUUUAUUACAGCAUUUGUUCAUGUUCAUACAGUUUGUGAACUCAUGGUGCAUUAACUAACGCUACCCAGCAUGCAUUUAGACGUUGAGCUAUGCUUCUACAAACACUGUUCAUAAGUCAUGUUAGUGAACACAUUAAACUAAUGAAAGCUCAUUGUAAAGUUUGACCACUCGUGUGUGAACUGGGGAUGAUGCUCGCUCAGAUGUGCUCAUUGAUUUAAGCUGUUGCAGUAAUCUGACGUUGUGUAUUUUGUCCCAUCAUGGCCAUUUGAGUGCAGAUGUUUUGAUUUCUACACACUACUGUAUUUGAAGAUCUACUUGUGCUGAAAAUUUAAGAUUUGUAUUACACAA